GCAUGAUAACAGGUUCCAACGUAAAUGGGUAAUGUGCCCAACAUGUCGGCAGCAUACUGAUUUUGGGAAUAUUGCUUAUGCCGAUGAUAAACGGGACAAAUCUUGUAGUUCUGCUAUGCUGGAUGCAAUUCAAGGCUGUGAAAAAACUGAAGCGUCUUUGGCUGUUCAAGGUUCAUAUGGAACAAAGGUUGAAGCAAUCACUAGAAGAAUCUUGUGGAUAAAGUCUUCAGAUCCUAAAGCAAAGGUUCUCGUAUUCUCAAGUUGGAAUGAUGUCCUUGAUGUGUUAGAGCAUGCUUUCAAUGCUAAUGAAGUCACCUAUAUCCGGAUGAAAGGAGGAAGGAAAUCACAUGUUGCCAUCAGUGAAUUCAGAGCGCAGAAUGGCAGUCCCAAAAGAACUGAUAGACAACAACAAGAAACAAAAUCUGUUCAAGUGUUGCUGCUCUUGAUCCAGCAUGGAGCCAAUGGACUCAAUCUUUUAGAAGCACAGCAUGUUGUUCUUGUGGAGCCACUGCUCAAUCCAGCAGCUGAGGCUCAAGCAGUCAGCCGGGUGCACCGAAUUGGGCAGGAAAAGAGGACAUUAGUCCAUCGAUUUAUAGUUAAAGACACUGUGGAAGAGAGCAUAUAUGAACUGAACAGAUGUAGAAGCACCAGUUCAUUCAUAAGUGGGAACACGAAGAAUCAGGAUCAGACUUUGUUAACCCUUAAGGAUGUUGAGUCCCUAUUCGCAACAGUGCCGUCCACUGUACCAGAAAGUGAUGGAAAGCCAACUGAAAACCUAAGACAUCUGCCCCCGUCCGUGGCUGCUGCUCUAGCAGCUGAGAGGAGACUAAAGGAAAAUACAGCAGGAAUUUCCGUGUGAUAAUCAUUCUUUUCUUUGAACACCAAACCUCGGAAUGGAAUUGCAGCGAAGCAAUCUUCUGGCUGAAAUUUCCGUGUGAUAAUCAUUUUUUAGCCCCUCUGUCAGUUAAAGAGAGUAAUUUAACGAGGAAUUCGUUGUAGAUUAGCUCAUUUAGCCAUUAUGUAUACUCGCUGCGUAGGUUAAACAAAGCUAAGAAAAGCUAGGUCCUCUUCUCCUUAGUCCCCAAUGGCAGAUAUUAGACACUCCAUUCAAUCUU
This is a messenger RNA of Populus trichocarpa (black cottonwood), 1115 nucleotides long. RefSeq lists its product as uncharacterized. The transcript is spliced from 5 exons. The record is from RefSeq and is a predicted model, not a curated record. Bases 32 to 859 code for a protein of 275 amino acids. Lineage: Eukaryota; Viridiplantae; Streptophyta; Magnoliopsida; Malpighiales; Salicaceae.